Molecule: messenger RNA, 3779 nt
Organism: Pomacea canaliculata
Lineage: Eukaryota; Metazoa; Mollusca; Gastropoda; Architaenioglossa; Ampullariidae
Product: solute carrier family 43 member 3-like
Exons: 10
Coding region: 1643-3259 (538 amino acids)
Biological process (GO): transmembrane transport
Molecular function (GO): transmembrane transporter activity
Source: RefSeq, a predicted model, not a curated record
AUCACGGCAAUCGUGUUGGGAAGCAGACCGGAAACAGCGGCAACAACCGGAAUAGUCAACACUCUCAACGCCCUCAUCUUGAUAUUGCAGAACUCCAUGCGACCUUGCCUGGUGGUUGCUAACAUACAUUGAUUCACACUAUCUCCCUUCCCCAAUCCCUUUUCUGUUACGCAGUUCUCGUGACUUUCGCAGAGAAAUGCAACCAGAGCAAAUGUUAUCAGUUCAGUUGAUAAUAAGUGUCGCAUUUGUUACGAAGCUCACGCAAGCGGUGUUGGUAUUGGCUCAAGUCUAGGGUUUUGUCGCGAUGUAACUGUGUGUGUCCACAAAGUAGAAGAAGCGGCCCGGUGGCGCAACGGUUUUCGCCUGUCAUCAAUACAGUGAAGGUUGGCUGUCCUGGAUUCGGCUUUCGUCUCGGGCAUGCAUGUGGCAUCUGUUUACAGGGCUGGCUGCAUAGCCGUGAUAUAGCCUUAGUAAUUUUAGUUGCUGCUCGGCGUAAAAAUACCCACCCCUCCUCUCCACAAAGCGAAAACCGGAUGUGAUUCAAGAAAAGAAGAAUCAGUAUCUCCCUAGAAACAGUUCGUGUUGGGGUAGGAUAGCGAUGUUUUCACGUCACUCACAUCGAUGUCAUUUUAUAGUGUACCCUAUUGAUAUGGGAAGGAAAAGAAACAGCAGCAGUAGUAACUGAUAGCAAGUCGCGUGUUUCAUCAUUUCGUAACAUUGAUGCCAUGAAUGUCGACUUGUUUCAAAUAAACCGAAGACGUAACGUGUUGACAAAUGACAAUAAACACAGCUGCAAGUCUAGGGAGAAACCCCAACAAAAAAUUUCUGCAGUGGCCUCCCGGGCAUUACCUAAUUCUCCCAUCUAGUCUAGCUAGUUAUUAAGCAAUUUCAACAAAAACGAGAACAACUUCAACAUUAUACAACUUUUCCUAAAGAUGUUGAAAAACAAUAAACUACACGUAGGUUUUUUAAUCAUUUAUUUGACUUUUCUUUUUCUCAUAAUUUUCAAUUCCUGAAAGAGUGGCAGCUACCAGACAUUAACACUCAACAGAUGAGAAGAGAAAAUAAAAUUUUUACUUUGCACUUUUCUCAGUAACCUGCAAGCCUUUUUGAGUCAAAGAACGGUGACACAAACACUUUUUUCUUUCUUCCUUUUUUUUUUCUUUUCGUUUUCUAUUUUAUCUUCAAGUUUGUUUGCACUAGCUUCACUUGUGUAGUGCAUGUAGACUUUAAAAUUUAUGUCGGUAAAGUUUCACUUGUGCAUAGCAUGUAGACUUUAAAACUUGUGUCAGCAAAAAAAAUUAGGUCAAAACGUUUGCUGAUAAUGUGCUGUGAUAUGCUUAAACUCACGUCUAUUUUAGAUAAUAAUGUGAUAAGCGUUGUCACAAAACAUUUUUUCAAGAGACCAGAAUCAGAAUUCCUAUCACGCUGUUAUUUCCUAAUUACCAUCAUUACUGAAUGAUAUCAAAUAUUAUAGCAAAAAAGUUCGCUAACAUAACGCCAUGUCCCAGACCUACAAACCAGCGCUAUGAAAGACUAAAAAAAGCAUCGCAAACAUAGCAGUUUGUUUCCUUUGGGUGGACGUGUUGCUGCAUACAAGGCAGUUUAAUUUCUGAAACCGUUACAAGCGUGGCGACAAACCAUGGAGGCAAAUCCCAGAUUCCGAUUCCUGUAUGUGGUGUGGGUUUUCUUCGAAGUCUUUUUAUUCGGAGGUCUCCUGUUUGGUUGGGGGUCGCUGGUGUUUGUGUUGAAGGAGCACGGGGUAUACAGCCAUCUUUGCGACAACACAAACGACACGUCGCCUAUGGGAAAUACAACUGUCACUACCAUCACUACACUCUUCAACCAAACACAAGAUGGGGGUCCUUCCAAGAGCAGCAGCUGCGCAGCUCGCGAUAAGAUGCUGUCGCUGGUGUUCACCAUCGCCUCCCUGAUGAACUGCGCAGGCUCCGCAGUCAUGGGCCAGAUCAACUUCAAGUUCGGCACUAGAGUAACUCGUCUUUGCGCUUUUUUUGUGUUUCUAACUGGCGGCUUGCUGACUUCUUUUACAACAGAAGACAGAUCAUGGAUAAUCUUUCCCGGCAUGAGUUUGCUCAGUAUUGGAGGCAUUUCACUGCUGAUGACCAACGCUCAGUUCUCAAUGCUUUUCACCAAAGGAAGCUCUACUGUGAUUGGAGUAGUAUGUGGUGCCUUUGAUGGCUCCGCCGGUAUCAUGAUUAUCCUCAAGGCAAGAUCUGCUGUUCGAACAGGUGUGAAACUGCAAUGGACAAUGCUGUUCUUGACCGGACUACACCUGCUGACCUUGAUCAAUACCUUCUUCUUUUUGCCCAGAAAUUUCAUCUCCAAGUCCAAGAGCAUGGAAGUCGUCUUGGGAACAGAUAUGACAACGUUAGACAGUGCGGCUUCAAAGGACGCUAAGGCACCUGUCAAGCGGGAGGAAGUGAAUCUCCCUUCCGUCAGAUCCUGCAUCUUGUCAUCGAUGUACUUGUUGCACGUGACGUGGUUCUGCAUUGUCCAGCUGCGGUUUUAUUACUUCCUUUCCUCUUUGAACAGUUGGCUGACAGACAUUCUAACCGAGAAAGACGUUAGUUACUUUACCAACGUGUCAACAUACACAUUGAUGUGUGGACUGUUAUCGACACUGCUGGUUGGUACUUUGUACGAUUUCUUCAAGCGCAUCUUUCGGGCUUUAUGUUUGACGGGAUUUAGUCUUUCGAGUUUUAAGAUAUUAUGCAACGACUCGACCACUAAACCAUUGACGACGAAGGAACGCACGAAAGAGCACUUCUUGGAGCAUCCACAAGUUGACUGCACUCUGCAUCUGUUUGUCACAGGAAGCCGCUCCAGACUCCGACGGGAGUUGAUGCCGGCUGUCAUCCCAUUGGCGUUGACGGCGUUACUGGGAGUUGGUCUCUCUGUGUUAGUGCUCUUUCGCGAGCAGAACCUCCUGUAUUUGACUUUCAUCCUUGUCACCUUAUUUCGUUCGUUUCUCUACGGAAUGGGGACUUCCUUUUUAGGGGCCAUGUUUCCCAGCGAGUACUUCGGGAUUCUGUACGGUUUGAUGCUAAUACUGGGAGGGAUCUUCAGCUUGGUUCAGUACGGCCUAUUCUCCUGGGGGGAUGCCGCUGGAUUCACCACUGUGAACUAUUUCCUCCUCAUCCUUGUCUCCAUGGCACUUAUACAUCCCCUGUAUCAGUGGUUGGUAUGCCGGCGUGCCGAGUUUGAAUGGAUCUCCAACCAUCAAGAUGAUAGGAAGUGAUAUAAAUCAUCAUAGCUAAAUGUUGAUCAAAGACUUCUGCAGAUGUUUUAUAAACACAACUGAUUGCGAGCCUGAAAAUCCUGAAGUUUGUAUAACCCUGUCCCAUACCACUUUCUUCUUGUCUUCUCUACUUCUGCUUGUAAAUGGGAAGCAGGUGGCUAGUAUUCUACCAAAGCAUCCAUUCUCAGCAGAUCCUUCAAACACUUUUGCAGCACUGGAUGUCAUGUUUUAUAGCUUGUCAGACUUCCUCCCAGCUUGUACUUCUCAUGGCAGAACACAAAAUAGUAAUAAACACAUUAGCUGUCCAUGGAAUACUUCAAAUAUUUUGGACAAUAGUGCAUGUACUUAAUAUAUGACCUUUGCCAAUUGUCUUUUCAUAAAUGUGUGCUUAUACAGCUGCAUUUUUACGUUUUAUUGUUUUGUUGAAAUGAGAUGUAUGAUGAUUGUUGAAAUGAUCUUUAUGACAAUAAACUCUCAAGUUUUCUUGAAGAUAGCAAGAGAGUGAUCAGAUACUGGAAAA